This is a messenger RNA of Haemonchus placei, 1197 nucleotides long. NCBI's taxonomy places the organism in Eukaryota, Metazoa, Nematoda, Chromadorea, Rhabditida, Trichostrongylidae. The record is from the annotation of a GenBank genome assembly.
AUGCAAGGGAUAUUAGAAAAAAUGAGAAGACUGGUCAAAGUUCAUAUUAUCGUUUCAGGACCGUCAAAUCGGCUUACACGACAUUUACUAAAACAGCACGAGAAAUGCGCUCCUCCAGAUGGUGUCGUAGUGAUUACUCACGAAAUGGAGCUCGUUCAUAUCCAUACUGUCGAUGAACUGAAACAAACAAUGAUUGCACUUGUUUACGUUGUUGAGGAAUGGGAUGAUCCAACUCUGAGUUGGGAUCCAACAAAUUUUUCUGGCCUUCGCGUCACAUGGCUUCCAGAAGAGGCCAUCUGGGUACCAGACAUCAUCGUCUUCAACAUGUUGGAAUUAUUGCACUCAGUGAGAUCUCCGGUACGAGUACAGUACACUGGACGAGUAACAUUCUCAUAUCCAGCUAUAUAUUCCGUCAUGUGUCGGAUAGGGAUCGCACAAUUUCCAUUUGACAGCCAGACAUGUGAACUACGGAUCGCUUCGUGGGGUUACGGAGAAGAAAAACUGAGACUGAACGCCACCAGAAAGCCCUAUCUCCAGCACUACUCGCCAAAUGAAGAAUGGGCCUUACAUAACGUCAGCAUCAGACAAGAUCAUUACGAUCAUGAAGGAGUGGUUGUCAGUGAGGCACGCUAUGUUGUCGUUAUAGCCCGGAAACCUUUUUACUACCUUAUAAGCCUUGUACUACCAAGUUAUAUCAUAUGCAUGCUGUCAAUAGCUGGCUUAUUCGCAAGAUUUUCUACAAAACACGAACGACAGGAGCGAUUCACUCUCGGGGUAACGGCUAUACUUAGUAUGGCAGUAUUGUCACUUGUCGUUACGGAAAAGGUACCACAUAGUUCGGAAGGAGUUCCAUUGUUAGUUGUUUAUUUCCAUUACAAUAUUAUUAUGGUAACUCUGGCCACUAUUCUUACAUCGAUUGUGAUGCGAGUUCAUUCCAGGGUAUGUGGUUCCACUUACUUUGAAACUUGUUUUAAACCUAUUUGCCUACUCUAUAAGCCUGACUUUUCUGACAACUUUCAGGGAACUAUAUCCCGUCGAAUGGACUACAUCAUGGCUCUCGUAUUUCUCAUCAUAGUUACUUCACCGACUGUGUAUCUAUUUGUCAUUUGUUUUUUGUCAGAGGACGUGGCCCAGGAGAGGGCACUACUGGCAGGAUCUCGAGAANAAAACGAUUCAAUUGCCUAUCUCCCAUUUUAG